Quercus lobata is the source of this 2316-nucleotide messenger RNA. RefSeq lists its product as uncharacterized. Bases 1 to 2316 code for a protein of 771 amino acids. NCBI's taxonomy places the organism in Eukaryota, Viridiplantae, Streptophyta, Magnoliopsida, Fagales, Fagaceae. Gene Ontology annotation, molecular function: RNA-DNA hybrid ribonuclease activity; nucleic acid binding. The record is from RefSeq and is a predicted model, not a curated record. Gene Ontology annotation, biological process: DNA integration. The transcript is spliced from 3 exons.
AUGACUAGGAUGUUUGAACAGCAGAUGGGUAAAAGUGUUGAAAUGUAUAUAGAUGACAUGGUGGUAAAGAGCAAAUUGGUGGACGACCACAUCAGAGACCUCGGCGAAGUCUUUCAAAUUCUGAGAAAGUACAAGCUACGACUGAACGCAUCCAAAUGUUCAUUUGGGGUGGGAUCAGGAAAAUUCUUAGGCUAUAUGGUGACCCACAGAGGAAUAGAAGUUAACCCUGACCAAAUAAGAGCCAUUCAUAGCCUGCAACCUCCUCGGAAUCCCAAAGAGGUUCAAAAGCUCACCGGCAUGAUAGCUGCUUUAAACCGUUUCAUCUCCCGCUCAGCGGACAGAUGCAGGCCUUUCUUCCUCCUAUUGCACAAGUGGAAGGUCUUCGAGUGGAUUGAGGAGUGUGCUUUAGCUUUCCAACAGCUCAAGGAAUACCUCGCUCGACUACCGAUUAUGUCCAGUCCCGAUGCCGACGAGGUGUUGUUCGCCUACAUAGCAGUAACCUCUCAUGUAGUGAGCUUAGUGCUAAUCCGUGAAGACAACGGCACGCAGCGACCCGUCUAUUAUGUGAACAAAUCGAUGCAGGAGGCAGAGACCCGGUAUCUCCCCCUCGAAAAAGCUAUCUUGGCCGUCGUACAAGCCACGCGGAAGCUCCCUCACUAUUUUCAGGCACAUACAGUAGUUGUGCUAACUCAACUUCCGUUGAAAUCCGUCCUCCGCAACGCCGACUACACAGGUAGAAUUGCAAAAUGGGGAACGAUCCUGGGCGCCUUCGACAUUAGAUACAUGCCUCGCACUGCCAUAAAAGGUCAGGUCCUCACCGAUCUAGUAGCUGAAUUUGCAGAGCCCACCCUAGAAGGAAUGGAAGUGUCGGGAUCACCAAGUGCUAGUGAGAAACUGAUCAGCACAGUCUCUCAGCAUGAACACAAUUGGUGGAAAGCACACAUCAAUGGUGCAGCGAACCAAAGGGGCUCAGGGGUGGGGCUCAUUCUAGUCUCUCCCGAAGGGAUAACCAUAGAAAAGUCGUUGAGGCUCGGAUUCUCGGCCACGAAUAACGAAGCCGAGUAUGAGGCGCUAUUGGAGGGGAUGUCAAUGAUCCGGAAAUUGGGUGGGAAAUUCGUAAAUAUGUUCUCGGAUUCGAGACUCAUCGUGGGACAAGCAAACGGGGAGUUGGAGGAGAAGGAUGAAAGAAUGAGUGGGAACACCCAUACUGAUUCUCUCACAACGCUGGCCACCUCCUCGGCUCAGCCCCUUCCGCAAGUUAUUUUAGUUGAAGAUCUCUACCGCCCAACAACAGAGAAGGCCAACGGAAUUCGGGUACACAACGUCGGGGCAGGACCUAGCUGGAUGGACCCUCUGGUGCUGUUUUUAAAGCACAACACCUUGCCAGACGAUAAGGUUGAGGCCGACAAAAUCAGGAGGAAAGCUUCUCGAUUCUGGCUGUCAGAGGACUCCAAACUUUACCGACGCUCGUUCUCGGGGCCAUACCUGCUGUGUGUGCACCCAGAGGCUACUGAACUCAUCCUGGUGGAGUUACAUGAAGGGAUUUGCGGAAGUCAUACGGGGGGUAGGUCUCUAUCCUACAGGGCCAUGACGCUGGGUUAUUGGUGGCCGAGCAUGCAUAAAGAGGCUCUGGAAUAUGUGAAGAAGUGCGACCAGUGCCAAAGGUACGGGACCCCGCACACCCUGAUCUCGGACAACAGCCUCCAGUUUGACAGCAAAACCUUCAGAAAAUACUGUAAUGAGCUGGGAAUUAUCAAUCGAUACUCCACACCGGCCUACCCACAGGGUAAUGGACAGGCGGAAGCCAUCAAUAAAACCAUAGUGAAUGGGCUGAAAAAGAGGUUGGACGAUGCGAAAGGGAGGUGGGUUGAAGAGUUAGCCCACGUCUUGUGGACAUACCGCACCACGCCUCGCAGGUCCACGAGAGAAACCCCCUUUUCAAUGACCUACGGAGCCGAGACUGUCAUCCCACUGGAGUUAAACUUCCCAACACAGAGGACUACUGCCUUCAGCCCCAUUGCUAAUAACAAACUUCUAGAAAAAAGCUUGGACCUCCAAGAAGAAAAAAGGGAAAGUGCAAUAGUCCACCUAGCAUACUAUCAGCAAAAGCUCAAACAGGGUUACGACGCCAAGGUGAAGUCAAGGCCAUUGGCGCCCGGGGAUCUAGUACCGAGGAAGGUCCUGGGCACCGCGAGGAACCCUGCAUGGGGAAAGCUUGGACCAAACUGGGAAGGCCCAUACCGUAUCACUUCCGUAGCCGGCAUAGGAGCCUACUUUUUGGAAGAUUUGGAUGAACAUGUAGUGCCACGCCCUUGA